Lynx canadensis (Canada lynx) is the source of this 6281-nucleotide messenger RNA. RefSeq names its product ATPase phospholipid transporting 11C (gene ATP11C). Bases 158 to 3475 code for a protein of 1105 amino acids. Gene Ontology annotation, molecular function: ATPase-coupled intramembrane lipid carrier activity; ATP binding; magnesium ion binding. Gene Ontology annotation, cellular component: trans-Golgi network; recycling endosome; endoplasmic reticulum. NCBI's taxonomy places the organism in Eukaryota, Metazoa, Chordata, Mammalia, Carnivora, Felidae. The record is from RefSeq and is a predicted model, not a curated record. The transcript is spliced from 30 exons. Gene Ontology annotation, biological process: phospholipid translocation.
GGGAAGCGCGGAGAGCCUAGGAGGGCAGGCGGUGGUGGGGCUGCCCGCCUCGCCGUCCGUUUCACGCCGCCGGCCCACGCCGCAGUGUGUUUUGUGGACGGCGCCUUCCCAGACAGCCCGGUAGAGCCCAGCUCGGCGCCCGGCAGCCUUCGUCGCGAUGUUCCGCCGGAGCUUUAAUCGUUUUUGUGCUGGAGAAGAGAAAAGAGUUGGUACACGCACAGUGUUUGUUGGCAAUCAUCCAGUUUCAGAAACAGAAGCUUACAUUGCACAGAGAUUUUGUGAUAAUAGAAUAGUCUCAUCUAAGUAUACACUUUGGAACUUCCUCCCAAAGAAUCUGUUUGAACAGUUUAGAAGAAUUGCAAAUUUCUAUUUUCUCAUCAUUUUCCUUGUACAGGUCACGGUAGACACACCAACGAGCCCCGUUACCAGUGGACUUCCGCUUUUCUUUGUUAUAACUGUUACAGCCAUCAAGCAGGGAUAUGAGGAUUGGCUGAGACACAGAGCUGACAAUGAAGUCAACAAAAGCACUGUUUACAUUAUUGAAAAUGCAAAGCGAGUGAGAAAAGAGAGUGAAAAAAUCAAGGUCGGUGAUGUAGUAGAAGUACAGGCAGAUGAAACCUUCCCCUGUGAUCUUAUUCUUCUGUCGUCCUGUACCAGUGAUGGGACCUGCUACGUUACUACGGCCAGUCUUGACGGGGAAUCCAAUUGCAAGACACAUUAUGCAGUGCGUGAUACCAUUGCGCUGUGUACAGCCGAAUCCAUUGAUACCCUCCGAGCAGCAAUUGAAUGUGAACAGCCUCAACCUGACCUCUACAAGUUUGUUGGGCGGAUCAAUAUCUAUAGUAAUAGUCUUGAGGCGGUCGCCAGGUCUUUGGGACCAGAAAAUCUCUUGUUGAAAGGAGCUACCCUAAAAAACACCAAGAAGAUAUAUGGAGUUGCUGUUUACACUGGGAUGGAAACCAAAAUGGCUUUGAACUACCAAGGGAAAUCUCAGAAACGUUCUGCUGUUGAAAAAUCCAUUAACGCCUUCCUGAUUGUGUAUUUAUUCAUCUUACUGGCCAAAGCUGCAGUGUGCACGACUCUAAAGUAUGUUUGGCAAAGUACCCCAUAUAACGACGAACCUUGGUAUAACCAAAAGACUCAGAAAGAGCGGGAGACUUUGAAGGUUUUGAAAAUGUUCACUGACUUCCUGUCAUUCAUGGUUCUAUUCAACUUCAUCAUUCCUGUCUCCAUGUAUGUCACAGUAGAAAUGCAGAAAUUCUUGGGCUCUUUCUUCAUUUCAUGGGAUAAGGAUUUCUAUGAUGAAGAAAUUAAUGAAGGAGCCCUGGUCAACACAUCAGACCUUAAUGAAGAACUUGGGCAGGUGGAUUAUAUAUUUACAGACAAGACUGGAACGCUCACGGAAAAUAGCAUGGAAUUCAUCGAGUGCUGCAUAGACGGCCACAAGUAUAAAGGCGUAGCUCCGGAGACUGAUGGACUCUCUCAAACUGACGGGCCCUUAACGUAUUUUGACAAAGCGGAUAAGAACCGAGAAGAGCUCUUUCUGCGUGCCUUGUGUUUAUGUCAUACUGUAGAAGUUAAAACAAGUGAUGCUGUGGAUGGGCCUCCCGAAUCAGCGGAAUUGACGUAUAUGUCCUCUUCGCCAGAUGAAAUCGCUUUGGUGAAAGGAGCGAAAAAGUACGGGUUCACGUUUGUAGGAAUUCGGAAUGGCCAUAUGAGAGUAGAGAACCAAAGAAAAGAAAUAGAAGUGUACGAACUCCUUCAUACCUUAAACUUCGAUUCUGUCCGCCGUCGUAUGAGUGUAAUUGUGAAAACUCAAGCAGGAGACAUACUUCUCUUUUGUAAAGGAGCAGACUCUGCGGUUUUCCCCAGGGUGCAAAAUCAUGAAAUUGAGUUAACUAAAGCCCAUGUGGAACGUAAUGCUAUGGACGGGUAUCGGACACUUUGUGUAGCCUUCAAAGAAAUCUCCCCAGAUGAUUAUGAAAGAAUUAACAGACAGCUCAUUGAGGCGAAGAUGGCCUUACAAGACAGAGAAGAAAAAAUGGAAAAGGUUUUUGAUGAUAUUGAGACAAAUAUGAAUUUAAUUGGAGCCACUGCAGUGGAAGACAAGCUACAAGAUCAAGCAGCCGAGACCAUUGAAGCUCUGCAUGCAGCAGGUCUGAAAGUCUGGGUGCUUACCGGGGACAAGAUGGAGACGGCCAAAUCCACCUGCUAUGCGUGCCGCCUUUUCCAAACCAGCACCGAGCUCUUGGAACUGACUACAAAAACCAUCGAAGAAAGUGAAAGGAAGGAGGAUCGAUUACAUGAAUUGUUGAUAGAAUAUCGGAAGAAGUUGCUGCAUGAUUUUCCUAAAAGUACUAGAAGCCUUAAAAAAGCAUGGACAGAACAUCAGGAAUACGGAUUAAUCAUCGAUGGCUCCACAUUGUCACUCAUACUCAAUUCCAGCCAGGACUCCAGCUCUAACAACUACAAAAGCAUCUUCUUACAGAUCUGUAUGAAGUGUACCGCAGUGCUGUGUUGCCGGAUGGCCCCGCUGCAGAAAGCCCAGAUUGUCAGAAUGGUGAAGAAUUUGAAGGGCAGCCCGAUAACACUGUCGAUAGGCGACGGUGCCAACGAUGUUAGUAUGAUCUUGGAAUCCCACGUGGGAAUAGGUAUUAAAGGCAAAGAAGGUCGCCAAGCAGCCAGGAAUAGCGAUUAUGCCGUUCCGAAGUUUAAACAUUUAAAGAAAUUGCUACUGGCUCACGGACAUCUAUAUUACGUGAGAAUAGCACACCUUGUACAGUAUUUCUUCUACAAGAACCUUUGUUUCAUUUUGCCACAAUUUUUGUACCAGUUCUUCUGUGGAUUCUCACAACAGCCGCUGUACGAUGCCGCUUACCUUACAAUGUACAACAUCUGCUUCACAUCCUUGCCCAUCCUGGCCUACAGCCUACUGGAACAGCACAUCAACAUUGACACCCUGGCCUCGGAUCCCCGACUGUAUAUGAAAAUCUCUGACAAUGCCAUGCUCCAGUUGGGGCCCUUCUUAUAUUGGACGUUUCUGGCUGCAUUUGAAGGGACAGUGUUCUUCUUUGGGACCUACUUUCUCUUUCAGACUUCAUCCCUGGAAGAAAAUGCAAAGGUAUAUGGAAACUGGACUUUUGGAACCAUUGUUUUUACAGUCUUAGUAUUCACUGUAACUCUGAAGCUCGCCUUGGAUACUCGUUUCUGGACGUGGAUAAAUCACUUUGUGAUUUGGGGUUCUUUAGCCUUUUAUGUAUUUUUCUCAUUCUUCUGGGGAGGAAUUAUUUGGCCUUUUCUCAAACAACAGAGAAUGUAUUUCGUAUUUGCUCAAAUGCUAUCUUCUGUAUCUACAUGGUUGGCCAUAGUUCUUCUAAUAUUUAUCAGCCUUUUCCCUGAGAUUCUCCUGAUAGUCUUAAAGAAUGUAAGAAGAAGAAGUGCCAGGGUGCAUCACUUAAUUUCCUCUUCUGCAUAAAAAGUAUAGUAAAAACUCCGUUAUCCAAUGCAGGUGAAUCCGAAUCUUGAACUGCCUAUGUUAUUGUCCUACAAGCAUAUUGACAGUGGUUACAGCUAAAAAAGAAAGCACGAAGACACAACUACGAAAAGUUGUCAUCUCAGGAUACGUAAUAUGCAACAAACUAAACCCCUCUCUUGUGUCUAGGGUUCAGAAUAAAUGUCCAUUACAAUACCAAAUGACUCUCUUAAGCAUUUACAGUUAUCGUAAGUAGCCGUUAUGGCCAAAGCUCUAAGUUAUGAGUCCUAUGAAAGUUGAAAGCGAGAAGAAUAAUUAGAAUUUCUGGCUUUAGAUAGACGACUAUAACUACCAAGUGGGUGCUCUUUUAACCCAUGAACUCUGUGAAUGGAUUUAAAUACAGUAGUAUAAAGUAGAAGUGAUACAAUGGGAAUGAAUAGAUUUGGCUAAUAUUACUUUUUUUUUGCCUGGUAGAAGACAUAGGCUGUUUGGACCACAUUUCUUGUUCCUGCUGAGUGAUAAUCUUAAAUUAUUUUGUUUUCAAACAUAUGAAAGGAAUACUUGAAAAUACAAGAAGACUAAAUGGUAUCAGUGCAUCAGAAUAAUUCGUCCUUUCUGUUCACCCACAUGCUAAUUCUGUCCUCAUGGAAUAGCCUUGCCAAAAACUAACCUUGAACCCUUACGUGGAAAGAAUGUGAAUCCUGGAUAUUUUUGUGAGAAUCAACAAAAAUUACUUAUUUUUGUUCUUCUGAAUUAAACCCCACUUAAUGCGUGGACGGCUACCAGAUUAUUUUCAAAAUAAAACAUUUCCAGUCACUUAGUAAGUAGCCCCUCGAAAGAGUUAAGAUCUAACGGAUAUUUUCCAGUAUUCAUUUUCCUGGGGUCUGAGGUGGGAUAGGCAAAACCAUAGUCACAUAAAACUAAAGCCAUCUGAGUAUCCGUGUUUUAUCAUUUUCUGUGGAGAGGUGAAAAAAUAGCUUAUUUCCAACUGUUAACGGUUAUUUUUGGAAAGAGACUGCGUUUGUACAUCCAUGCAGCACUUUCGUUUUGAACUUGCCAAUUCGGGAAGGAGGGAUCCGUCCCAAGACCGCGAUUCGGCCUGCGCAGCCAUGACUCUGAACUUGAAUGUUCUCUCUUAGCAAACAUGGUUAGGUGACGGUCUGACUCUCAGCCGUGAGAUUCACCUUGGUGAAGGCCUUGACUUCCUGGACUAGGAGGAGGCUUUAGCCUCCUACGGAGUUCACUGAACACAUCAGAAUAAAUGUGAAAUAUCUUUAUUAAGUGUCAAAAUCAAACACAUUUUGGGGGAUAAAAAUGGCUACAUUUGACUACUAGCUUGAAAGGGGCUCUUAAACAGUGUUUUCAGAAGCGCCUGGCUGGCUCGGUCGGUAGGCCACGCGGCCCUUGGAUCUUAGGGUCGUGCGUCUGAGCCCUGUGUUGGGCAUAGAGAUUACUUUUCUAAAAAAGUGUUUUCAUACCGGUUUCCUUUUUUGGGUGUCUUUCUGGCAUGCCCGUACUAUUAUUCGUGUUUCUGUUGUACCUUGCUUUAGGAAAGCGUUGGACCCAAUCUAUACCGGUGUAUUUAUGUGGUCCGUGUGGCCCAUUUGAUUCUCCCAUAUGUAAUUUGGGUCCGUAUUUAGGUGUCAUUUUUCUUGAAUUCUAGGAAGGACAUAAUUCCGGUUACCGGAAACCAUUCCAUCAUCGUGACCCUUUUACGUUACUUCAUUUGUUCUCAUCUAUCAGUAUUAUCUUUGAGUCUUUUGUCGGAUGUCCUUCACAGCUUACCUGACUGAGUGCGCUGUGUUCUCUAGCCUGUGUUUGAGGUAAUCUGCUGAAAACAAAGUCUGUACAUUCUUUGCCUAUUCCAAAGAGCUAAAAAGUCAGACCCAGGAAAGCUUUUGACGUUUUUUGUUGUUCUUCCGCUUGUUGCGGCUGUCGCCGUGUUGUUGCCGUUGUUGUUUUACAGAAGUGCCGUAUGGGAUGUGAACACACGCGAGAGACCCGCAAUACAGAGAGAGGCCCGUUUAACGCAAACCACUGGAGAGUGGCCUCAUCAGAAUAUGCAGGGUAGCGGACAUGUAACUGGUGGCGUGGCGCAUUCCUUGCCGCCAGGAGGGUGACUGAGGGGGACUUAAGGUCCUAUCUCAGCUACGCGUUACGCCGCAGCUCAAAUUCACGAUGGUGAUCGUCGUGGCCUAGAUCCUUGAGAGGGACCUGACUUUGCUUUUGUGAAAGGUAUUUUAGUAACGAGCUAAGUAAGAACUGGUUAGCGGGGGAUUAGGCGGACGGAACAACUCGAAGUAAGCCGUCCCCCGGUGUUCCUAGCUCGACAGUCUAACCACCUUGUUUUGUGACAGAGAAAGGGGGAGAAUGUAAUGGCAGGCUCACAUAUACCCAUCAUUGGAACCACUCUAAACUGUCAAGAUGUCCUUGUAAUUUUCACAACCGUCGUCCCUUGUUUGAAGGUGUAACCUACUGAGCGUAAACCAUAAAUUCCCUCUCUACAACAUCUACACCAGCAGCAGUAUAAAUGUAAGCCAAAAUUUGCAAGAUCCAUAAUAAUUUCGUGAUGGAAUUUUUUUAAUAACAUGCAGUAUAGAAAUGUGCAGAUUUUAUGCAAGUGUUAACCAAAUCACUUUUCAGCUUGCAACAUGGGACUGCAGUACUACAUUUUUCACUUAAGCAGUUUUUUACAUCCACGUCGUUGCUUUCUAUAAUGACUGUGAAUGCCAUCUUUUAUGAAUGCAACUUGCCUUUUUCAUUACAGAAAUUUUUGUUUGAUGUAUCAAUAAACUUUGGUAUGAUACGA